AUGAUAUAUGCUUCAAGAAUCGGUAAGGCCGAACUUCAAAACUUUUCAUACUUUUUCGGAAUAUCAUUACUAAGAUUCCGAUUCACGGCCGCUAUUAGCUUCACGACUGCUUUCUUCUCAAGCGGCCAAGUGCUCCCGACCUACCGACUCCGGCAUUCUCCUAAUGGCGGCCUAUUCCAACCAGUCAUGGAAAAGACGCUACUCAUGCUCACUCACCCCACUCUCAGAGGUAGUCUAGCCUCAAGCAACUUAAUCACCAGAGUAUCACCAUCUCCAACAAGCGGAGACGGUUCCACAUCCCCAGAUAGCAUCAUAUCCAAACCACCAGCUUUGUCAGACAAAGUUUCAGCGGCAGCGGAUGCAUCUCAAUCCAAACCUCCAAUAUGGUUACAUAUCUUCCCAGAGGGUCAAAUCUACCAACACCCCACCUUUCAGAUGAGAUACUUCAAAUGGGGCAUCGCGCGCUACAUCCUCGAACUGCCCCAACCACCCAUCGUCCUUCCCAUGUUCUUCACGGGCAUGCAAAACGUCAUGCAUGAGAAACGUUCCUUCCCGCGUUUCCUCCCUCGUCCCGGAAAUACAAUCUCAAUCACAUUCGGCUCUGCUAUCCCAUUGGAUAGGUGGGAUAAAGUUCGUCAGAAAUGGCGCCAGAUCCGUGAGUCUUGUCGUGCGAUUGGUGGUGAAGAAGGGGAGAGACUAUUAAGGGAAGGCCCUGAAGCGGUCAAAUUACGUGUCGAAGUUGCAUUGAUGGUACGAGAUGAGGUGGAGAAACUUAGGAUCGAGUGUGGAUACCCGCCUGCGCAACCCGAGAGCGCUUUGGCUGAGACCUUUAAGGAUAAGAACAGUUAUCUGCAUGAGUUUGAGGCUGAUCCGGAGAAGCAUGUCAAUAGCUAG
Orbilia oligospora ATCC 24927 is the source of this 894-nucleotide messenger RNA. RefSeq lists its product as uncharacterized. Gene Ontology annotation, cellular component: mitochondrial membrane. Gene Ontology annotation, biological process: inner mitochondrial membrane organization; cardiolipin acyl-chain remodeling. Gene Ontology annotation, molecular function: 1-acylglycerophosphocholine O-acyltransferase activity. The record is from RefSeq and is a predicted model, not a curated record. Bases 1 to 894 code for a protein of 297 amino acids. The transcript has a single exon. NCBI's taxonomy places the organism in Eukaryota, Fungi, Ascomycota, Orbiliomycetes, Orbiliales, Orbiliaceae.